This is a messenger RNA of Neodiprion fabricii, 1901 nucleotides long. RefSeq lists its product as uncharacterized. Gene Ontology annotation, cellular component: SCF ubiquitin ligase complex. The record is from RefSeq and is a predicted model, not a curated record. The transcript has 2 exons. The coding region runs from base 248 to 1648 and encodes 466 amino acids. Lineage: Eukaryota; Metazoa; Arthropoda; Insecta; Hymenoptera; Diprionidae. Gene Ontology annotation, biological process: SCF-dependent proteasomal ubiquitin-dependent protein catabolic process.
UGCGGAAGUUGACUUUCGAUAUCGCGGUGAUCCACUGCGCGAGUCGUUGUCACCAUCUCGGAGUCCGAAGCGAUUCAAACAAACUCCGUCGGAGCGUUGCUCUUGUAUAAAAUCAGCCAUUUACUUGGCUCCCGCCGAGCCUUCACCAGCUUUCGAAGUUGCUUGGAAGAUUUUUCGAAGAACUGAAAAACUGGCUGCAAGAUAGCGGAAUCGCAUCGCAUUCGAUUCAGCGAAGUGAUUCAAUGAGAUGCCGAGAUUGAAAGAACCGACUCCUCUGCGGAAAGCAGCCUAUGGGCGCCUGGUAACACAUUUCGUAAAUUACUUCGACCGAUUAAGCGUCAACUGCAGGUUAAGUGAUAUCCGCCGAAGCGUUGCUCAGAUCAAAGGUUACGUGUAUCCUUCCCUGCCACCGAGUCUAUACAACGAGGUCUGCUCGGAAUUCCUGCACAAAUACCUCUGGAUCCAGCGGGAUCGAUACGAAAAUCGUCCCGGUUGCUACAACAGAGCUGCACUCGAAGUAUUAAUGGACAUCGAUAUCGUCGGAUUGCAUUGUGGCGCCGAGAUAAUGAAGAACGUCGAUCACGAAGACGCGCACAGGUUUCGAAGGCUGAGCAUACUGAAGCUGGAUCACCCGUGGACGAACGUCGGAACCAAGAACCUUGGAAACUUUGAGUUGCAAGAUCUUACCGAGCUCCAUUACUCCUAUCUGUGCGUCGACCGUGACCUCGAGGUCAUCGGAACGACCUGCCCAAAGUUGUUGCUUCUGGACAUCGAGGGAGCCAAAAGCGUUACCGACAGAGGAUUGAGAGCCCUUCGGCCCUGCUCCGAGUUGCGCAUCCUUUCUAUUGUCGGGUGCAAAGUGUCCGAUAACGGGGUGAACCAAUUGCUCAACGUUAACGAGAAAAUUACCGAGUUCAACGUCGGGCUUCACACCUUUCCUCGGCAGAGGCGGACCUUCGACGUCUUAUCUAGGCCCAGAUCGUUGGUCUGUCCCUACAUGAGGCGAUUCUCCAUAAAAUCCGACUCGAUUACGAACGCGCAACUGCUCGCUAUCGUAGAGCUGUUCCCCAAUUUGACUCAUCUUCGGAUCAACGGUGAAAUCGAAGGCAAUCUCAGCACGUUAAAUCGGCUCAAGGAACUCGAGGAGCUCAAUUUUGUCAUUAGUAAAUACGAUUAUUACUUGCCGAUGGAGAAUGUCAACGAGCUUUUGGCGAGCAUUGGGAAAAAUAUCACCAUGUUGAACUUGAUGGAGCUGAAGCAAGAAGAAUUGGACUUCUUAUACAAACUCUGCGUGAAUAUUGAGUUCUUGACAUUUUGCCGUGUGAAAUAUUUGUCCCCUAACUCGUUGAUAGUACCUUCGUUUAAAAAACUGAAAACGUUGAAAUAUUCUUUUGCUUAUUCCGGCCAGCAAAUACUGGAAUUUUCUAGAAUGCCCAAACUUGAAGAUCUUUAUUUCUUUCCCAUAACUAAACCUAACUAUCAUUUGAUCCAAAUGAUCGCGGCACUUAUGUUAGAUGACGAAAAGUUUCCGAACUUGGAGUCCGUUUACGCUCCCGCAGUUGCUGACGGAGUCCGCGAAUCCAUAAAUCAGCGUGCGGCGGAAAGAAACAUUAAUUUUUUUUUUCAACCUUCAACACCGUCGUACUAGAUCGCACCUCCAACGUUAUUCAAGAUACAUCUACGUUAUUUUCUUUUCUUCUUUCAAUCGACACCGUGCUAUCCUAUCGUUUGAUGUAGGCGAACUCAACGAGUUGACAAUCUCAACGUUAGAAUAUUCUUAUAAUUUCUUCGUUUGUCGUACAAUUACACAUUGACUACUGCGCACUGUAUAUUUGAAGAAAUAUUUUCUUAAACGAGAUUAACGCUAAAGUGUACUAUCAUAUACAAAAUUGAACAAUUAC